UUGUUUAUCAGUGAGCUCCAGAAAGUCUGUAAAGAUGGGUGAGGAUCUUGCAAGUGAAAGUGAUCUGCUGUCAGUGAUCAACGAGUAUCUGAGGUUCGCUGAGUUUGAAGAGACUGCGAGAGUGUUUGAAAAGGAGCUCAAGGGCAAAGGCAAACCUGCCCUCAGAAGUGCAGGACACUCCCGGAGAGACUCCAAAACCAUCAGCAGUCACGAUGAUCUGCUCAGCUCUUUUAAUGAUGGCGACUAUAAGGUAUUCUCUGAGCUGUGGGCUAAAAAUAUUCCUGCGGAGAUUCGGGAUUUUGAUCCAGUAGCUCAGAAACUGGAAUUUUACUUACAAAUUCAUUUUACAAUAUACCCACUGAAAUCCCCUGUAGGAAGACAAGAUAAAGGAGAGUUUGACGGCAGGAUCACACAUUUCAGGCACUAUCUGGAGACCAGAGGGGCGACACUCAGCCAGACCACUGAAUUCCUGCCGUUCUACGCCCUGCCGUUCGUGCCCAAUCCCACCGUACACCCGUCCUUCCAGGAGCUUUUCCAGGAUUCCUGGAUGCCGGAGUUGAGAGAAAGGCUGGAGAAGUUUCUCUCAGUGACUCUGAAAGCUUCAAACACACCGAGGCUUCUGACUUUAUAUAACGAAGGUGGAAAGGGCAACAAAGAAGCAAUUCAGCAAAUGCAGCUCCAUCUGACCGAGGCAGAAAGGAGGUUGGCCAUCUGCAUGAGGAGAUUCGCUGAGCUGCAGGCCGACCAUCACAGCCUCAUCGGCGUCACGGCCGAGCUGGUGGAUUCGCUGGAGGCCACAGUCUGUGGAAAGAUGAUCUCCCCGGAGUACCUGCAGGGUGUGUGCAUGCGGCUCUUCAGCGGUCACAUGAGACAGAGUGCUGCUGAGAGCGUGGACUUCACCAGACCUGGCACUGGAUAUCACUCUAUGAGUCCUUACGAUGAUGGAUAUGCUUCCUCAAUGCUGCGGGCAUCGGUCACACCUCAGAGGCCCAAAGACGUGCCAUUGUUGCCUUCCCUUGACUACGAGAAGCUGAAGAAAGACCUAGUGAAUGGAUCAGAUCGACUGAAGGCUUUGCUGCUUCAAGCUUUGCGCUGGAGGUUAACCAGAUCUCUGCAAGGUGAGCAAAGAGACAUGGUUUUGCAAGCCUUCAUCAGUAAUGAUCUUCUGGAGCGCUACAGUCCCAAACAGAAAACCGUUCUUCAUCUGAUGAAAUCCAAAAAUGGGAUUGUCAGACAGUAUAUGGCUCGACUGAUCAAUGCCUUUGCCUCUUUGUGUGGUGGACGUAUGUACCUGUCUCAGAUACCUUCUUUACUGAGGUUUCUGCUCGACUGUCUGAAGACUGAAGACAAAGAGUCUGUAACUCGAGAAAAUGUCCUUGGAGCACUGCAAAAACUCAGCCUCAGGCGAGCACAACAGUCUGCCAUGAUCAGAGACGGUCUGAUUGUCUGGUUGGUAAAAGAGCUCCAUGACUUCGACUGUCUGUCUGACUACACGCUUGAAUAUGCCAUCUCCCUCCUCAUGAACCUCUGUCUGCGCACUCAAGGAAAGAAGAAAUGCGCAGAGGCGGCCAAGCAUGUCCUAAAAGUCCUGACGGAGCUCCUGGGACAUGAGAACCAUGAGAUUCGGUACUAUGUGAACGGAGCUUUAUAUAGCAUCCUGUCCGUGCCAGAGAUACGAGAGGAAGCUAAACAGAUGAGUAUGGAGGAGAUCUUACGCUGUUACAGUAAAGAAGAAAAUACUGAACUCAACAGACAAAUUGAAUUCAUCAUCAGGCAGCUUAACUCAGCGGACAUCCCUGAACAUGAUCCUGAGUCAGAUGAUGAAGAGGAGGAUGACGACGACGACGAUGAUGAGGAAGAUGUGAUGGAGGCAGACCUAGAUAAAGAGGAAGUCCUGCAGCCUGAGCCGAAAGAGCUCAGCGGAGAAUCUUUGCUGACAGCAGAGUAUCUCGGGAUAAUGACCAACACGGUGAAGAUGAAGAGAAGAUGGUAUCCUCCGUCAACACGCAGCACAGACGAGCCACUCCAGAGGCCCGUUACGCCCAGUUCACACAAAAACACCAUAGCUGGAGGUGAUGGAGUCUACGCUGUUACCCGACAGAGAAGGGAAGAUAGCCCCGCCCACUCUCUAUUUAGUUCCCGCCCCAGCACUGCUGAAUCCAUUCACCAAACCCUGGCCUCAGAUUCAGAAUGCUGGCGUUCCUCUGUGGAAUCGGGACUCACGGGGUCCCCGGAAAGACCUGUACCUCUGCCAGGCCAGAACGACACCAGUGGCCACUCGUACAGUGGCCAAAACGUAGGCUUUGCAAACCAUGCAAAGAUUCCUCGCACCCCUGACAGUGACGCAGGCAGGACCGGCAGGCCUCGUCUUCCCCCCCUGGCCCCCCAGUUCUCCAACAGUGAGCCCCAGCAGAGCAGCAGCAGGCCCGGUUCUUCAGGGGGCUCCGGCGGGCGGCCCAGCCAACACAGUGUUGUGCCAUCUACCAGUCAACAGUUCUGACGACAGCACCGUUUCUCCAGCUUCCUGGAUGGUGCGCUACAACAACGGCACACAAAAACAGCCCUGCAAAACAGGAAUUAUUUCAUCUAACUUCAGCUGCAUCCCACAAUCCUCUCUUCCUUUCGUUCUCUCUCCAUAUCCUGCUUUAUUCCAGCUGUCAUGGUCUGUCCAUGUGCAUCCUGCGCUCCAGGGGGAUUUUUCCUGUUUCCCCUACCUUUGGCCUGAGAGUGUAGCAUGGUUGGACCAUAAGUCCCUCUGUUUCUGUCACCUAAAACAACACCACCUUUGCAGCCAACUCUUGGUAGACAUGAGUGUGCCCUGCAGAUUGUGUUGCCCAAUCGGCCCCUCGGGAAUGAGGAAGUCCAAAGAAAACCAUCAAAGAGCAAGUUAUCUGUUGUUAAAGAUGGACGAAGCUGGGCUUGUCUUAGUAGAUCCCAAAGCAUGGUUGGAGAGUUACUAGAUCAUGUCGAGUUCUUCUGGCAGAAAGUGUCCUGUUUACGGGACGCUGUGCUCUUUGGAACAGAACUCCUGGUGAGGUUAGACCUGUCCACAGGGGACGAGCUCUGGGGAUAUGUUUUUAUGACUCAAGCUGAGCUGUUUUGAGCUCGGUAUGAUGGAGUACCAAACAUCUGAGUCCUCAGCUGUGUUGUACCUCGCGUUUGCAGAUUUCCUGCAGGCCUUGGCGUUGUGACAACCCUGCGGACAAAUGCUAAAAAAGAAAAAGCAGCUGAAUCCAUGUUCAACCUUUGUGUUUAUGUAAAACCUUACGUAGCGAUUAAUGUUACCUCAUACCAUAUUAAUAAAAAAAUAGUUUUACACUAAGA
Molecule: messenger RNA, 3324 nt
Organism: Carassius gibelio (silver crucian carp)
Lineage: Eukaryota; Metazoa; Chordata; Actinopteri; Cypriniformes; Cyprinidae
Product: lisH domain-containing protein ARMC9
Exons: 25
Coding region: 35-2500 (821 amino acids)
Biological process (GO): cilium assembly
Cellular component (GO): centriole; ciliary tip; ciliary basal body
Molecular function (GO): protein binding
Source: RefSeq, a predicted model, not a curated record